Molecule: messenger RNA, 3356 nt
Organism: Platichthys flesus (European flounder)
Lineage: Eukaryota; Metazoa; Chordata; Actinopteri; Pleuronectiformes; Pleuronectidae
Gene: neff1
Product: neuronal intermediate filament family member 1
Exons: 4
Coding region: 141-1706 (521 amino acids)
Cellular component (GO): intermediate filament
Source: RefSeq, a predicted model, not a curated record
GCGCCGGCUCCUUUGCUAUAAAAGCACCUGUCCUGCUCAGACAUCAGUCGCAUCUCACUUUCUCUCACACACUCACCCUCACGCACUCCUGAACUUAUCACACACUCUCUCCUGUAUAGGACACCACCGAGAAAGGAAACAUGAGUUACUCCAGCGAUAUCUACAGCAGCAGCUCCUAUCGGAAGAUCUUCGGAGAUGCCCCCCGCUCCGGUCGCGUGGGUCUCGGGGGCAGCAGCAGCAGCAGCCCGUCCCGUCUGCACUCCACUGGGUCCCGCAGCAGCCACCGGACCUAUGGAUCCCCCUCCGCGAUGUCCUCCGCCACCUACCGCAGGACGGCGGGGCCCGGCCGCGUCUUUUCCUCCAUGCCGGACUCCGGGAUGGACCUUACCCAGUCCACCGCGGUCACCAACGAGCUGAAGAUCAUCCGCACCAACGAGAAGGAGCAACUGCAGGGCCUCAACGACCGCUUCGUGUCCUUCAUCGAGAAGGUGCACAACCUGGAGCAGCAGAACAAGGUUCUGGAGGCGGAGGUGACGCUGCUGCGACAGCGCCACAAUGAGCCGUCGCGCCUGCACGAGCUGUACGAGCAGGAGAUCCGCGAGCUGCGGGCGCGGGUCGAGGAGCUGACGCACGAGAAGAGCCAGAUGCACCUGGACUGCGUGCAGAUGAACGACACGCUGGAGCGCGUGCGGGAGAAGCUGGAGGAGGAGAGCCGGCUGCGCGAGGAGGCGGAGGGCGUCCUGAAGGGCUACAGGAAGGACGUGGACGACGCCACCCUGGUGCGUCUGGAGCUGGAGAAGAAAGUUGAGUCGCUGCUGGACGAGAUCGCCUUCCUCAGGAAAGUUCACGAGGAGGAGCUGCAGGAGCUGCAGACCUCUCUGCAGGCCACACAGGUGUCAGUGGAGAUGGACAUGAGUAAGCCAGACCUGGCUGCCGCCCUGAAGGACAUCCGGUCUCAGUAUGAGAACCUGUCGGCCAGGAACCAGGUCCAGGCAGAAGAGUGGUACCACUCCAAGUUUACUACCGUGACCGAGGCAGCCGCCCGCAACCAGGAUGCCAUCAAGCACUCCAAGGAGGAGCUGAGCGAGUACCGCAGGCAGGUGCAGGCCCGCACCCUGGAGAUCGAGUCCCUCAGGGGCCACAACGAGGCCCUGGAGAGGCAGAUUGCGGAGAUGGAUGAUCGCCAUAACAAUGAAAUUGGAGAGAUGCAGGACACCAUUCAGCAGCUGGAGUCCGGUCUGCGCAGCACCAAAGGAGAAAUGUCCCGUCACCUGCGCGAGUACCAGGACCUGCUGAACGUCAAGAUGGCGCUGGACAUUGAGAUCGCUGCCUACAGGAAAUUGCUGGAAGGUGAAGAGUGCCGCCUCAGCUCCGUCAGCGGUGCCAUGGUCCAGUCGGGCUACCCCGGCUUCUCCUACAUGUCCGCCAGAACCUACAACCUGGGAGCCUACAGGAGGUUCGGUGCCAAGCCUGAGGAGGAGGAAGAGGAGGCGGAAGACAAGGAGGAGGAGGAAGAGGAGGGAGAAGAUGGAGAGGAGGAGGGUGAGGAUGAGGCAGAAGAGGGAGAGGAGGGCGAUGACCAGGAGGAAGGUGAGGAAGGGGAAGAGGAGGAGGAAGAAGAGGAGGAGGAGAAGCCAAAGGGGAAGGAUGAGAAGGAGAAGGAGAAGGAGAAGAAGAGCCCCACCGGCAAAAACAGCAAGAGUUAAACUGCUUGUUUCACCAUCUUCAUCAUGGCCAAUGAGACAUCCCACAUCCCACCAAUCAGUUAUAUGGAUCUGGUUACUGUUCACAUCAUCGCUUACACACACACACACACACACAAACACACACACACACACACACACACACACACACACACAAACCUUCUGUGUUGUUGCCUGUUUUCUCUGUAGCUCAGAAGUGAUUAGUUCAGCUGUUCAGGAAACAGAUGUGUGACAGCGAGAGAAGAGUUGAAACCAUCCUCACACUCUGCAGAGGUCACAACCACUUUAGGUCACAGCAGGAGGCGAUCAUCAUGCCACAAAGUUUCAUCAGUUUGAAACGCGGAAUGAUUUUAUUUUUUCCUCACAUGAGCAACAGUAAAUGUGCCAUUAAUGACGAAUAUUCACAGUAAGAGCAAUCAAUACCUAAAGAGUAACAAUGUUGUCACAGCACACGGACAUUAAAGAUAAACGCACAGAAACUCGGAGCAUGUGAAACAGCCGGUCCAACUUUUACGGUGCUAUUUGAUUUUUACAUAUAAAAGUUGGGGAGCAACUGUAGGUGAAGAUUUGAUCACAGAUCAAGUCUCUACCAGCUCAUUCCUGAAUGUUGCCGUCUGAGGGAAUGAAAACGCUUCUAUUUAAACUGCAGCUCAACCCCCACAUGCUACACAGCAUGUGAUUGCUUCUCACUCCCCUCUUUCCUUCCAGUCCAUCAAUCCCCACUUAAUUCCACCCCUCAUCCCACCACGACAAGAUGAAAUGUACCAGUGAACCAUUCAAGCCCUUUCUUCAUCGCAUUGUCUUUAAUUUACUGUAGCAUCACAGCCCUGCAAUAAUGGCAACCAUAAAAACAAGACUGUAUAUACAGUAAGUGUGUCGGAGGAGGAGAGCUGCAGCUUCUCCAAGAGGAAUUGCAUCUAUGAGAAUGAAAAGUAUAGAGUUUAAAUUGCUGCUGAAUAAAUAUAUAUAUAUAUAUAUUUUUGUGAAUAUGAUUUAUCCCCCUUUUGAUUGAUUCAUUUGUCAAUUAAUUUAUCAACCACAUCACCUAUAUUGAUAGUUUAAUACCGAUAAUUAGGCCCAAUAGCUUAUUUACGUUCCCCUACAUGUUCAGAGCAAACCAACUUGUUUUAUUUCUCCUCACACAUAUGUUGGUAUUUUAGCUGAAAAUAGGAAGCAAAGGGAUUGUGAGUCUGGCUGUCGGUGUCAGGCAGCUGAAGGUGACACUGACAGUCCUCAGCCCACACUGCAAGUGGCAGGUGGGCCAGAUGCUCCUGGGGUCAUGGUUAUAUGAUACAGAGUCGCAUAUAAGGGCUAUUUUCACCCUAACUUCUUUCCUCUCUAAGCCCUGUUCUGCCCGGCUUUUCUUUUUUGACAAAUGAAUCAACCAACAGGCAUAAAUGCAUGGCCUGACUCUUGAAGCUUGAAAAUCUUCUGGAUGCGAUAGAUUUUUGCUUGUUGUGUGUUCAAUUUAGAAAAACUUGCCUUAACCAUGACUGAAAGAUAAAAUAAAAACAUGUUAUCACCUGCAUCUCACUUGUUUCUGAGGAGGCUGAGGAGUGCUGACACUUUCCAAAAUGCUAUUCAACUGUGACUGUACGUGCUGCUAUCUCCUGCAGUGAUAUUCCUCUCAAAGCCAAAUAAAAACAUUUAUGA